Gregarina niphandrodes is the source of this 1599-nucleotide messenger RNA. Its product is annotated as RNA recognition motif protein. The coding region runs from base 1 to 1599 and encodes 532 amino acids. The transcript has 3 exons. NCBI's taxonomy places the organism in Eukaryota, Apicomplexa, Conoidasida, Eugregarinorida, Gregarinidae. Gene Ontology annotation, cellular component: spliceosomal complex. Gene Ontology annotation, biological process: regulation of alternative mRNA splicing, via spliceosome; mRNA processing. The record is from RefSeq and is a predicted model, not a curated record. Gene Ontology annotation, molecular function: mRNA binding.
AUGAUACCUCCUCCGGAAGACAGUGAAAUUCGGCGGCCUGUUGCUCUUAAAACCACCGGAUUGAGUGAAAGAUUAGACCCUGUAUAUAUUGGACAUCUCCCUAAAGAUUUAACCGACGAUCUGCUGAAGAAAAUACUUACGGAAUGCGGUGUCGUAGUGAAAAUAGUGCGGUCUCGUACUCCUAAGACGGACGAGCUUGCCUCGUUCGGGUUGGUGGAACUCGACAAUGUUGAGUCAGUUUGGAAGGUAAUAAACAUGAUAAAUGAUCUUGAGGUGAUUGGUAGCAAGUUGGUAGUGAAGUGCCCAGCAAAGACGCGUGAGAUGGUGGAUCGGUGGCACAAUAACAGGAGUUACCAUUUAUAUAAGAAUAAUCCAAGCUGGAGUCAGGAGCAGAUCGACGCUGAGUUUCUGGCGGCUGAGGAGCCUCUGCGAGAGUCUAUCCGGUCCACAGUCAAGGCGGUGGAGGAGGCGGUGGCCAAGGCGAAGGCGGAAAAAGAGGCUGACGACAAGGCUCGGGCGUCCCGUUUGGAAUUGAUGCGGCAGCGCCUGAUUGAGAGGAAGGCGGAGUCGGAGGAACAAGCGGCGUCCAAGAGGCAGCGUAUGGAGGAGCGGAAGAAGGAGAAGACCGCCCCUGACAGCAGCCUGCCUUCCGAGUUGGUGGCUCGACAGAAGCACCGAGUGGACGCGUACUUGCGGAAGAAGCAAGACUUCCUCAAGCAUCUGGAAGAGGCCAAGCAGAACUGGCCGAAGACACUCGACGGGUUGCGGAAGAAAGCGGAGCGACGAGAGGAAGACAUCAUCUACCGGUGGUCCAAGGCGAUUCCCAGCGCUCGGGAGGCCUGGAAUCAACUCAAGGCCGACCUGGAGGGAUACAGCGCCGUCCUCACGGUCUCUUACGCCUGCUCCAACGGCACGUCCCCGCUCUACGACUUAGAACCGAAACUGGCAAGCGAAGCCUCCCGACUGAGUACUGACUGUCAUGACAUUCCCACUGCCCGCUACUGGACCCAUAAAGUGAAUAGCGCCCGGGAGGGCAUGCGCAGGUCUGAACGAGAAGACGAGCUGUCGAAGGAAGGCGAACGUCUCAAGGAAGACGAACUGUCGAAAAAAGACGAACGUCUCAAGGAGGAGUCUGUAGAUCAGCCUUCUCCUGAGGAAGACGAACUCCCGGACAAACCUUCCCAGGAACACCAACCUUCUUCUCAGGGAAAUCAAUCGGGGAAGGAGUUCCUCUUUUCCGAGAUCGGGAAUGGGGAUUCGCCCAGUGGUGCGAGCGGCGACGCGGCCAGACUCGCCGCCAUCAAGGCCCACAUGCAGAAAGUGGACCAGGCGGCCGACUCGGAGAUCGAUUGGGCGCGUCUGUCCCGCACCGGGCUCUUCGUUGAGGGCGAACUCCGCGCCUGGCUCGUCGAACGCACCACAGAGUUCGUGGGUGCAGAGGACGCCGAGGACAUGGCCGAGUUCAUCCUUGACCAGUUCCCCCCACGAGCCGACCAGCCGCCCACAGAGGAGUCCUUGGCCACCGAAAUGCGGGAAUUCCUUGACGUGGAAACCGACCAAUUUGUUAAGGCACUAUGGACCCGAAUCAAACAAUGCUAA